Molecule: messenger RNA, 1081 nt
Organism: Photinus pyralis (common eastern firefly)
Lineage: Eukaryota; Metazoa; Arthropoda; Insecta; Coleoptera; Lampyridae
Product: carbonyl reductase [NADPH] 3-like
Exons: 5
Coding region: 170-1012 (280 amino acids)
Molecular function (GO): carbonyl reductase (NADPH) activity
Source: RefSeq, a predicted model, not a curated record
GGGGUUUCAGCCAAGACUGCUCUACCAACCCAACCCACUAUACAUUUACAAAUAUCCAUUCCCGAACCCAGAUUCGAACCAGGGACACUUUAGUACCGCGGCAGUCGCGCUUCCACGCCACACAGGCAGGAGUAUUUUACAGAACUUGAUAGUUACCUAAACGGAAACGAUGUCCUCUAAGGUUGCAGUGGUAACAGGAUCAAACAAAGGAAUUGGACUUGCAAUUGUAAAAGGCCUUUGCGAGAAAUUUGAUGGGAAAGUUUACUUGACCUCCAGGGAUGUGGGGCGUGGGCAAGCGGCAGUGAACGAACUGAAAUCGUUGGGUUUCAAUCCAUAUUUUCAUCAACUUGAUAUCGAUAAUGAAGAAAGUGUUACAUCAUUUCGUGACUACGUCAAAACCAAAGAGGGAGGAAUUGACAUUUUGAUUAACAAUGCCGGAAUUGCCUUUAAAAAUAAUGCUACGGACCCAUUUGGAAUUCAAGCCGAGGUUACACUUAAAACCAACUAUUUUAACACUCUGCGUGCAUGUGAAAUUUUGUUUUCUAUAUUACGCCCCCACGCGCAAGUAGUAAACGUUUCCAGUUCCCUUGGACAUUUAUCUAAAAUUUCAUCUGUAGAGCUUCGAAGUAAACUAAGUGACCCAAAUUUAACGAUAGACCAGCUGAAUGAACUAAUGAAUCAAUUUAUACGGGAUGCCAAGAAUGAUAAACACGUCGAAAUUGGUUGGGGAAGUUCUACGUAUGCUGUAUCCAAAGUUGGUUUCAGCGCUCUAACCAUUAUCCAACAAAGAUUACUUGACAAGGAUAAUAGAAAUAUUUCAGUUAAUCAUGUUCAUCCCGGAUACGUUGACACUGACAUGUCAAGUCAUAAGGGUAUUCUAACUGUGGAGCAAGGCGCCUCAGCCCCACUUUUUUUGGCUUUAGGCGGACAUAACUUAAAAGGGCAAUAUGUUUGGUUUGAUUCCAGUGUUGUUGAUUGGUAUGCGCCUGAUACGCCCAAAGAAACGUUAUAAUUUAUUCACUGUUACUAUUAUGUACAUCUUUUUUGUUUUUUAAGUAUUUUUGCGCAUUAAAAUACUGUA